GUCGGGGCUCUCCACCUGUUUCUGUCUCUGUUUAUGGCAUACAACGUGAGUAUACUGCAGUCUGCACCGUGUUCGCCGGUAAGGCGUAGAGGCCUGAGUAGUUCGAUGGUUCGGACAUAAAUAGAUCUGUCGUUUUCUAUAUAACCCUCUAGUUCUUGUCCUACUGCAUAUAAUUCUGUCAACAGACUUGUCCUUCGUUCCAGAUCCAUCUAAACACUCUCGUUAAUACUUGCAAAAAUGCAUCUCACUCUCGUUACUUCUCUGCUGCCCCUUGCGGUCUCCGUUGGAGCCCUGUCCGUGACUGAGCCCAAGAAGGGCGCUGAGGUCGACCCUUCGGACUCCUUCACUGUCAAGUGGGAUUCCGUCAGCACUGAUCCCUCUUCCUUCGAUAUCUACCUCGUCAACAACGCCGUCUACCCGAGCGUCGAUAAGAAGAUUGCCUCCGAUGUUGACGCUUCUGACGGCUCUUACACCGUCGAUGGCCUCUCCGGACUGACUGAUGGCCACGGCUUUCAGAUCAACCUAUUCUCCAACGAGGACAAGAACACCGGCAUCCUCGCCCAGUCUGAGCAGUUCAACAUGACCGGUGAUGCCUCUAGCACCUCGUCCACCAGCUCCACCAGCUCCUCGAGCACCUCAACCAGCGCGUCCUCCAGCUCUUCCAUCCCCAGCAGCAGCGCUUCUUCCACAAAGACCGAGUCCACCUCCGCCAGCUCUACAUCUGACUCUGACUCCAGCUCCACCUCGGGCGCUGGGUCUUCCUCGGCUUCUUCGUCUGGUGCUGCUCCUAGCUCUACCGGUGUUCCCUCGGUCGAUGACAACGCCGGUGCUGCCCUCGGCGCCCCGUUGACUGUUAUUGCUGGUCUUGUUGGUGCUGCCUGUGCCUUCAGCCUGUAAGGGAUACAUCUGCAAGGCUGAGUGGGCUCAAUGCAAAUACCGUAUGAACGGUACGAUUCCAUAGGUCCCAGUUGAAAGAAAGUGGACCGGUGGAAUGGUAGGGCUGUGGGUUACGGAUACCUAAUAUUAUACUUGUUUUGUUAUGUGGAG
This is a messenger RNA of Aspergillus versicolor CBS 583.65, 1047 nucleotides long. Its product is annotated as GPI anchored serine-threonine rich family protein. NCBI's taxonomy places the organism in Eukaryota, Fungi, Ascomycota, Eurotiomycetes, Eurotiales, Aspergillaceae. The record is from RefSeq and is a predicted model, not a curated record. The transcript is spliced from 4 exons. The coding region runs from base 238 to 897 and encodes 219 amino acids.